AUGGUGCCACCUUCCGUUCCCACUUUACCUACUAUGGAUGAUCUACUUAAAGAUAUUUGUGAUGGAUGUUGUCUAGCAGUUAUUUUACAUUUUUAUGCCCCAAAGUUACUUAAUAUUACAGAUAUUUCCAUUCAUCAAAAUAUGUCAUUUGCGGAUUCUAUCUACAAUCUUCAAGUUAUUAAGAGUUUCUGUACAGAAUAUAUCCCUGGAUUGUUUGCACUAUCCUGUGAAGAUCUGCUCUAUACUCCUCCUCUAUUAAAAACUAAUAUAAUAGUGAUGUUAGCUGAACUGUUCUGGUGGCUAGAAACAGAGCGACCAGACUGGGUUCAACCACAAGGAAUGAAAAUAGAACGAAUUCAAGACAAACCUGAAGCACAAAGACCACCCAGUGGAAGUCGAAUAGGAUUUACACGAAGUAGACCUCUGCCAAUCAGUAGUGUCACUAAACGAAGCUUCCAACCUCCAGUGUCUCCGAGUCAGUUAAAAUCUAGCAACAGUAAUCCAGAAAUCAACAAAGCAGUAUCCAGUUACGUAAUUUCUGAUAAGCAUAUGACUGCAGAAGGCGCUGUGGCUGCUGGAAUACCGAUUGUGCAAGAUGAGAAUGCCCAGCCGCAUACGCAAAGAAGAUUGCUGAGAAACCACAUGGGAAUCCCCAUCAUCGACAAGCAGGUAGAGACAUUUUAUCAGACACUGUUACAAAUAGCUUGA
This is a messenger RNA of Saccoglossus kowalevskii, 708 nucleotides long. RefSeq names its product calmodulin-regulated spectrin-associated protein 2-like. NCBI's taxonomy places the organism in Eukaryota, Metazoa, Hemichordata, Enteropneusta, Harrimaniidae. Gene Ontology annotation, biological process: cytoplasmic microtubule organization; negative regulation of microtubule depolymerization; neuron projection development. Gene Ontology annotation, cellular component: microtubule minus-end. Gene Ontology annotation, molecular function: microtubule minus-end binding; spectrin binding; calmodulin binding. The record is from RefSeq and is a predicted model, not a curated record.